Molecule: messenger RNA, 1666 nt
Organism: Perognathus longimembris pacificus (Pacific pocket mouse)
Lineage: Eukaryota; Metazoa; Chordata; Mammalia; Rodentia; Heteromyidae
Product: cytochrome P450 11B2, mitochondrial-like
Exons: 9
Coding region: 149-1666 (505 amino acids)
Biological process (GO): cortisol metabolic process; glucocorticoid biosynthetic process; aldosterone biosynthetic process
Cellular component (GO): mitochondrion; mitochondrial inner membrane
Molecular function (GO): steroid 11-beta-monooxygenase activity; corticosterone 18-monooxygenase activity; heme binding
Source: RefSeq, a predicted model, not a curated record
UCUGGCUGAGGAAAUCUAUCUAGCCCUGACAAUGUUUCUAGGGCACAUCCAGGGACAAUUCCUCCAGUGACGCCAUCAGCCGAGCGGUGCAGGUCCCAGGGCAAGAUAAAAAGAUCAUGGGCCCAACCAGGCAGCAGGCCCCCCGACAAUGGCAUUCUUGGUGAAGGCGGACCCGCGGCUGGCCGGGCCCUGGCUGGGCCUGCUCAGAGCGAGGGCACUGAGCACCGGAGCAGCACCCACCCCCAAGGCGGUGCUGCCCUUCGAGGCCAUCCCCCGCUACCCGGGCAACCGGUGGCUGAGGCUGCUGCAGGUCUGGAGGGAGCAGAGCCAAGAGAACAGGCACCUGGACAUGCACCAGGCCUUCCAGCAGCUGGGGCCCAUCUUCAGGUACGACGUGGGGAGGACGCAGAUCGUGUCGGUGAUGCUGCCGGAGGACGCGGAGAAGCUGCACCAGGCCGAGAGUCUGCACCCCCAGCGGCUGCUGAUGGAGCCCUGGGUGGCCUACAGGGAGCAGCGCGGGCAGAAGCGUGGCGUGUUCCUGCUAAACGGGCCCGAGUGGCGCUCCGUCCGCAUGCACCUGAACUCCAACGUGCUGUCGCCCAAGGCCGUGCACAGGCUGACGCCCCUGAUCGACGCGGUAGCCCGGGACUUCGCCGCGUUCCUGCAGAGGAAGGUGCUGCAGAGCGCCCGGCACAGCCUCACCCUGGACGUCCACUCCAGCAUCUUCUACUACUCCAUGGAGGCCAGCCACUUCAUGCUCUUUGGGAAGCGGCUGGACCUGUUCGGCGACAGCCCGAGCGCGGAGGUCGUGCAGAUGUUCCAGGUCAUGACGGAUCUCCUGCACCACACGGGGCAGCUCAUGUACCUGCCCAGCCGCCUGGCUCGCUGGGCCAGCCCCCGGGUGUGGAAGGACCACGUCGAGGCCUGGGACACCCUCUCCACGUUCGUGCGCCAGUCAGUGCAGAAAGCCUACCAGGAGUUCUCGCGGGGAAGCACGGCGCAGCCGGACAGCAUCGUGCCCCAGCUGCUGCUGCAAGGGGACCUGCUGCUCGACGCCAUCGAGGCCAACUCCCUGGAGCUCACCCUGGGCAGCGUGGACACGAUGGUCCUUCCCUUGAUGAUGACGCUCUUUGAGCUGGCUCGGAACCCAGACGUGCAGCAGGCCGUCCGGCAGGAGAGCCUGGCCGCCGAGGCCAGCGUCGCCGACCGUCCCCAGAGGGCCCUCACGGAGCUGCCCCUGCUGCGGGCCACCCUCAAGGAGACGCUGAGGCUCUACCCCAUCAGCGGAAUUCUGGAGAAAGUCCCGGACUCAGACGUGGUACUUCAGAACUACCACAUCCCAGCUGGGACCACAGUCCACUUUCUUCAGUACUCCAUGGGCCGGAGCCCGGCCGUCUUCGAGAGGCCCGAGCGCUUCAACCCCCAGCGCUGGCUGGGCGAGCGGCUGCCCUUCCGCCACCUGGCCUUCGGCUUCGGCUUGCGCCAGUGCCUGGGGCGGCGACUGGCGGAGAUGGAAAUGCUACUGCUGCUCCACCACGUGCUGAAGUCCUUGCAGGUGGAGACUCUCCAGCAACAGGACCUAACCAUGACCUACUGCUUCCUUUUGAAGCCGACCUCCUUCCCACACCUCAUCUUCCGGCCGACCGCGCGCCCUCCUGCUCACUGA